GUACAAGCAAGUGGUGACCACUCGGAGAGCAGGUCUGGCAGUGGUGAUAUGCUGGACAGUGGCUUUUAUUGUGGGGCUCACACCCAUGUUAGGAUGGAACAACCUGAGUCACCUGCAGCAGAACAGUUCCAUCAGCUCUGACCUCGUUAUCACCUGCCAGUUUGAAAACGUCAUCAGCAUGGACUACAUGGUGUAUUUCAACUUUUUUGGCUGGGUGCUGCCACCGCUGCUUCUCAUGCUGGGUAUCUAUGCAGAGAUCUUCUAUAUGAUCCACAAGCAACUUAACAAUAAGAAGUUCACUACCAGUCACACUGACCCCAACAAGUACUAUGACAAGGAGUUGAAUCUUGCUAAAUCUCUGGCUCUGGUCCUUUUUCUCUUUGCCAUCUGCUGGCUCCCCCUCCACAUCUUCAACUGCAUCACACUCUUCUGCCCUGAGUGCCAGAAGCCCAUAGUCCUCCUACCCAUUGCCAUCUCUCUCACCCACGGUAACUCUGCUGUCAACCCAAUAGUCUACGCUUUCCGCAUUAAGAGGUUCCGAACAGCCUUUCGGAAAAUCUGGCAGCAGUAUUUCUGCUGCAAGGACACACCACCUCUGGAAAUUCAGCACAGCGACAGGAAAGUGAUGCCCAAUCCAGAGUCACAGCAGGCAGCAUCUCCACAGGCCCCUCAGAAGAAAAUCAUCACACCUGAUCCAACGGGACAGCAGCCACCCUCACCUGAGCAGCAGCAAGACCAGAGGCCUGAACCACCACAGUAAUCUGAAGAAUGUACAUCCUUAAUGGAACACAAUGCAGUCUAGGCCAAGGCACAGAGCUGAUUCUUGGCUGGGACAGUAAUGCUUGAGCACCGGCUCUGUCCUCAUUUGAAUCUAGUUUAAUGAGGAGCAUGAAGUGCUAUGGUGCUGGAGGAACUCGGACAAUUUAUGGAUCCUAAAAACUGGAGGGUCAUUUAUUUUUACUCAGGAGUAAAGGAUUUACUAAAAAUCUGAUCACAGUGGAAAAAAAAGACAAAAUGGUAUCUAUAAACCUAAAUAACAGAAGUCUUUUUAUAAUGACCAAGUGUUUAUCUUAGUAAGAGACUGAAGGCAUUAAGCUUUAACUGCUUUGUUCAUUAUGGUGAAACAGUUAGUGUGAACAUGACCAAUUGUGCAAUAUAAGUUAUUGUGGUUGGUCAGUAUCUGAUUAUCAUAUGUUAUAACUUGCUACAGAAUGAAAGUCGAUAUGUUCAUUAGAGGGGGUUUGUCUUACUGCUGUAAUACUGUGUGUAUGUUUAAACUGACAGUGGCUGAAGAACAUGAAUGUAAUAAUGUCAGAGGGAGACUCUAACAGCCCAGCUGUUCUCUUUUUUAGGGUAUUAGUUGCAUGACAGUGGUAGAGAAAGUGGAACAAUGGGGAAACAUUUUGCAGCAAGGAGAUAUAUAUGUGCUGAAACAAAGGUUUGCAAGCCCUUACUGUAACUGGAGAUGAGUACCUCAGUGUUCCAGCAGCGCUGUGUUA
This is a messenger RNA of Monopterus albus (swamp eel), 1499 nucleotides long. RefSeq names its product adenosine receptor A1-like. Gene Ontology annotation, molecular function: G protein-coupled adenosine receptor activity. The annotation marks the transcript as partial. Gene Ontology annotation, biological process: G protein-coupled adenosine receptor signaling pathway. Lineage: Eukaryota; Metazoa; Chordata; Actinopteri; Synbranchiformes; Synbranchidae. The transcript has a single exon. Gene Ontology annotation, cellular component: plasma membrane; synapse; dendrite. The record is from RefSeq and is a predicted model, not a curated record.